CUCCUAACGGUAGGCUUAACACAGUCAACUACAAACUUCUGCAGCGCACCGCGAGUGCUCUCAUUGCAACUGCGGGACAAGUUUAGGGCGAAACGGACGCAAACGGAGCGGCGAGGAGAGCCCUAGUCGGCGGGUUUGAGAAUGGCGUGGCGUCGGAACGAUUUGUGCGCUUCUUCAGAAACGGCAUUUCUAAGCCGAAGAUAAUCGGCAGCAGAGGGACGACGUCGUUUCAUUUUCAAAAAGCGGAGAGAAAUAGAGGGAGAGAGCUUAGGGGAGAGAGAAGGAGCUGAGAGCCGCACCGAAGAGACACCGCGCCGACGCCGCUCGCCUUUCAUCUCGAGAUGUUCUGUCAGACAGGACUGCGAUGGGUGCUCCUAAGUGCUUUCUUGUACACGGUGUCAACCCAGGAGGCCCGUAGACGGCCCAGACAAUGUGAAGCACCUAGAUCGGAGAGUGACAUGAACUCCUUCUUGUGGACCGUCAGGCGCGACCCCGCCUCCCCGCCCUCCUACCUGUUCGGCACGAUCCACGUGCCCUACACGCGUGUCUGGGACUUCAUCCCCGAGAGCUCCAAACAGGCCUUCCACCGCAGCACCAGCGUCUACUUCGAGCUGGACCUGACCGACCCGCAGACCAUCUCCAAACUCACCAGCUGCCAGCUCCUGCCCCACGGCGAGAACCUGGCCUCGCUCCUCCCGCGAGAACUCUACCGCCGCCUGAAGCGGCACCUGGACUACGUCAAGCACGUGAUGCCCCUCUGGAUGACGCCGGACCAGCGGGGCCGCGGCCUUUACGCCGACUACCUCUUCAACGCCAUCACGGGGAACUGGGAGCGCAAGCGGCCCGUGUGGGUGAUGCUGAUGGUCAACUCGCUGACCGAGUGGGACGUGCGUCUGAGGGGCAGCCCCGUGCUGGACCUCCACCUGGCCCAGGAGGCCGAGCGGCUGGGGAAGAGGACCGGCGCGGUGGAGCGCGUGGAGGAGCAGUGUCACCCGCUCAACGGACUCAACUUCUCGCAGGUCCUUUUUGCGCUGAACCAAACCCUGCUGCAGCACGAGGGAGUCCGAGCGGGCAGUCUGCAGGGCAGCUACACCACCGAGGACCUCAUCAGUCACUACAACUGUGGGGACCUGAGCUCCAUCAUCUUCAACCACGACACCUCCCAGCUCCUGCACUUCAAUAACAGCUCCCUGCCUGACCCUGACCGCUUCACGGCCCAGCAGAUUGACAGCUACUUCAGGCAGGAGCUGAUCUACAAGAGGAACCAGAGGAUGGCCAGCCGCGUCUCCGGCCUCAUGCAGCGCAGCCCCGCCCAGACCUUCUUCUUCGCCUUCGGCGCAGGACACUUCCUGGGGAACCACAGUGUGUUGGACAUUCUGCGGCAGGAAGGCUACGAGGUGGAGCACGCGCUUCCCGGAGAGCCGAUCACGGAACAUGUCCCCGAGCCGGAGGAGGUGACGGCGGAGCCCGGUUUGGGGACCUCAGACCCGGUCACCUGGUGGCCCCACAGCUGGGGCACCCGCGGCCCAGGGGAGGAGGAGGAGGAGCUGCCCCACCUGCUGCUGCCGGACAGCCUGAGCCAGCUGGAGGAGUUCGGCCGGCAGAAGAGACCCCGGAAGCAGCAGCGCUCCCACACCCGCCCCCGGCUCUUCAGCGACCUGUGGGUCCGCAUUGAGGCCAGCACAACUCCUCUGCCAAAUGUGAGGAUAACCAAUGGCUACGUUACCGUGGAGCCUCCAAUCACACGCCAGGGACAGCUGAGGAGACCCAGGACACACCCCCAGGAGCAGCCCCCUAGCUUAGCCACGCCCCCUGCUCCAGUGGACUCCGCCUUGCCCAGCACUAGCCACGCCCUCAGCAGCCUGGUCCUCUGUCUGAUCUCACACAUGCUGUUCACCUCCUGACCACACGGGGGAGCCCUUCACACGUCUAUAUUGACUGUCCAGAACUGCCUGUGAAAGUGCCAAAGGGGUGAAUGAGAACCGAAAGGGGCGUGAAUCUGGAAAAGCUAGCGAUUAUUAAUGCAGGUGACUUCAACCCUACUUCUGUCCUAGUUGUGUGGAGACAGUCAGAUUGAAAGUCACUGUGUUUCUAAUGAAAUAAUUUUAUGCCAGGGGUAUCAAAUCAAGGUCCACAUGGGCCAAGAACUGCUGGUUUUCCACCCUCCCUUUACCUGGGAGUCAGGUGUGAAGACAGUCUGGCUAAUAAGUAGCACUAAUUCAGUUAAUUAAUGGCCAGAUUUGAUGAUCCCUGAUUUAGCCUUUAUUUCAAGUACUUUCCCACAAAACCAACCGCAAUUUAUUAAAGUUCAUUUAUUGAAACAGUCUGCAAGGAAGCUAAUAUGUGUGUUUUGCAUUGCUGUCCAGGGGAAUCCUCAUAGAAGUGAACGGCAGUCUUGCACAGUAACAAUUUAUGAUUAUCUGUGGAAUCGUUUUUUUGGAAUAUGGUCCACACCCUCCCGUUUCAAUGCAAAACCCCUCCAAGGGGGACCAGAUGGGUAGUAACUCACUUUAAUACUUAUAGGUUAUUCACCCUGUAUGACAGACAUACUCUGGAUCUGACGUUCUCCACAAAGCUGUGGAUGCAAGUAGCGUGAGAAGAGAUUUACUGGAUCUCAAAAGUGAACGUUGUCACCUGGCAACAGACUCCCUGAAUCCUGAAAAAAUGCUAAAAGUAAUGAAUAUACAGUUCAAAAAAGUCUUAUCACCUAAAAAAUGAAGAUAAGUUAUAUUGAUAUCAUAUUAAUAAUGAUUAUUAAAAUUAUCAUAGAAAAUGUAAUUCUACUAAUGACAGUAACAAUUUUAAUAAUAAAGUCACUGAUGUUUUAUUAGGUAAAGGAAAGGGAUCCUGCAGGUUUUUGUAAAUUGUGCAUUUUGUUCAUAAAGAAAUAUUGUAUAUUUAUUCUUUCUUGAAGAGUAUAUUUUCAUGCAUUUGUUGAUUAUUGAAAUAAAAUAAAACAUGAAAAACUCUG
Molecule: messenger RNA, 2971 nt
Organism: Conger conger (European conger)
Lineage: Eukaryota; Metazoa; Chordata; Actinopteri; Anguilliformes; Congridae
Gene: trabd2b
Product: TraB domain containing 2B
Exons: 7
Coding region: 342-1904 (520 amino acids)
Biological process (GO): negative regulation of Wnt signaling pathway
Cellular component (GO): organelle membrane
Molecular function (GO): metalloendopeptidase activity; Wnt-protein binding
Source: RefSeq, a predicted model, not a curated record